Molecule: messenger RNA, 2051 nt
Organism: Diprion similis
Lineage: Eukaryota; Metazoa; Arthropoda; Insecta; Hymenoptera; Diprionidae
Exons: 2
Coding region: 457-804 (115 amino acids)
Cellular component (GO): nucleus
Molecular function (GO): zinc ion binding
Source: RefSeq, a predicted model, not a curated record
CGAGAGAAAGAGGAAGAGAGAGAGAGAGAGAGAAAGAGAGAGAGAGAGAGAGAGAGUCGACAGCGCCUUCAGCAGGCUAUCCGCGCAGUAAAUUAGUUAGCAAUAAACAAAAGUAGAGAAUCUCUCGCGUCGCGGUGUUUCUAGGUAGAGACCACUGAUCCCUACAAAGAGACAGGAGAGAUCAAGGAGAGAAGGGAGAAAGUUGUGAUAAAUGAUAGAAUAAAAAAAAGAAAGAGAAAUUAUUUAUCCCUUCCUGUAAUCACGUGCGUGAGAAUACACAUGUGCACACAUACAAAGUGUGCUUUCAUUCCGCUCAUAACCAAACAUUCUUACGCGAGGCUGCCUGCCGCUGUCACCGAAAAGUGUUACACGCUUUUAUUGUGUCACCCGUGACUCUGUGGCGCAUAACUAGAAACACGCGACUGUCACCCACCAAUUCAGAUUACUGGCUCAAGGAUGGGCAGCACGGAUAAGGCAGUGAUAACCGGCUUCAUAUGCAGGCUGUGCAGUAAAAUGAACCGAUUUGUAAUACACAUUUACGGGGAGGAAGGAGAGCGCAUGAAACUGGCCGAAAAAAUCAACGCCUAUUUACCCAUAACGGUCAACAUGAACGAUCCUUUGCCAAAGACGGCUUGUCUACACUGCAUUCAGCGGCUAGAAGCGCACCACGAACUGAUGGAACAAUUUAUGUUUGCCAGGCGAAGACUGGCCGCUGAGAACAAGGCAAAUUCGGUCGCCUCUUCGUCCUCACCGGCAUCAGUGGUAGACGCCGCUAUGCCUGCGCCAAGCUUACCGCCCUGUUGACGUAGCCGCUCGACACUAAUUACUCGUUAAAAUAACUCUACUGACCUUUCGCUCAACGACAUUGUAAAUCGAUCCCCCACUUCCGCGAUUGUCCCUGUAUUUUACGUUUUAUUUUUUUCCCGAUAUCUUGGAACAUGACAUUCGUCACCGUAAUUAUGUGCGAUAACGCCGAAGAUGAAAGACGGGAGGAGCAAGAUCAUUUUGCCACAUUAUUAAAUCUCUAUUCUUCCGACUGCUAGCUUUUCAUAUCUAGAUCCGGUAACAAAUGGAUGAAUAGAUAAAUGUAUAGAUAGAUAGGCAGAUAAAAUGUUAUUGCAGAAAUGUAACAGAGUGUAUUGUAAUACACGAGUUGCGGUUUGUCUUUUUCUUCUUUUCUAAUAUUUUCUUUCUCUGUUUAUAACAGAUCUAUAAUAUGUAUAUCUCCAAAAUCGUUGGGAGAUAUUUAUAAGGUACAGGUUGCUUCUGUGUUCAGAAAGUAGAAGUUAUCCCCCAAUUUUGAUCAAUUUGAAUUAUUUCGUUAUCUAUUCGAUUGAAAAAAAAAAAAAACACAAAAAUGCCAUAAAACAAGAUCAAAAUAAUUAUCAUUAAUAGAUGAAUGAACAGCUCUUCAUUCUUUUCUCUGUGAUUUUAUCAGAUGGGUUUUCAUCUAUGUUCAUGUUUAGUUUUUGGCAGUGAUAAACGGUUUGUUCUAUAAUUCAGUCAUUGUGGCUAGUGUGUCGAUGAGGUUUUUCUCAUAAUACUCCCAUCCUUUGUCUUUGUACUUUUUUUUUUCUUCUUCGUCUAGUUUUAACUUUUUUGUGUGCGAAUGAACAGUAAGCCAAUUUUUCUUAUCUUACUUUCUUCAUAUUUUCACAUCUUAUUGCUUUGCUCUUUUCAGAUUCAUUGAAAUUAUCGCAAACAAACAAAAACCUAAAUGUUACGUCUACACGCAGUGCAAAUUUCGCUUUACACGAGUGGGAAAAUUAACUUUCGAGUCCCCAUUAUCAAAAGUGCGAUAUCAAUAGAGUUUUGUAUUUGUACAUAGUUUGAAAAAAAAAGGAACAAAAAAACUAUUCAACAAGCAUGCCCAAACAUAGAUUUUCAAAUUCCACUGACGCGUAUUUUUUCGUCGGAUACUUAGAUGCGAGUGAAAAUUGUUUGCCAAGUACGUUUCACAAUUUGGCUAUAAUCAUCAAGUCACACAAUACUAAUUUUCUUCGAUAAAAAACUAAUCGAGGGAGACAAGCUUGAAGAUGAAAUAACAUUGG